CUUAUGAUAAUCAUUGGGUUCUUGGAAUCGUAGAAAGAACUAAACUAAGAAAAUGUUUUUUUAAAAUGGUAAAAGAUCGAAACGCUUAUACAUUAAAAAGAUUAAUCAAAACUCAUGUGAAACCUGGUUCAACUAUAUAUACAGAUUCAUGGAAAGGAUAUAGUGAUUUGGAAAAUAUAGGAAUGGGAUUUAAACACAGAAGAGUUAAUCAUAAAAAACCGAAAUAUAAUCUUAGAAAGACGUCAUCGAGAGAAAAUGCAAUAAAUUGUAAACUAUAUAAACAUAAUAGAUCUGGUUAUAACAGAAUUCAUUUUGAUAAAAUCAAAAAUGCUUGGAGAUUCGAAUGGAUGAUUGAAAAUAAUAAACAUAAAGUUAAAUGGUUUUUUAUUACAAAAAAUAGAACUAGCGAACAGGCAAAACAGUUAGCAAUAGAUUUCAAAAUGGAGCACGAUAAGAAAACAGGAAAUAAAAAUGGUUAUA
Messenger RNA from Racocetra fulgida, 480 nucleotides. The record is from the annotation of a GenBank genome assembly. Lineage: Eukaryota; Fungi; Glomeromycota; Glomeromycetes; Diversisporales; Gigasporaceae.